Messenger RNA from Pseudomassariella vexata, 1101 nucleotides. RefSeq lists its product as uncharacterized. The transcript has 2 exons. The coding region runs from base 1 to 1101 and encodes 366 amino acids. NCBI's taxonomy places the organism in Eukaryota, Fungi, Ascomycota, Sordariomycetes, Amphisphaeriales, Pseudomassariaceae. The record is from RefSeq and is a predicted model, not a curated record.
AUGUUUGGUCAAGUCUAUCGCAGUGGCUGGGUCGAUGCUGCCGUCGAAAUUCUUACUUCUUCGGAUCCGGAGGUCGCAGUUCUCCCUCAUUCGAAUACUCCCAUUGUAUUGAAUUAUACUGGAUGGACUCCCCUGGACAAACUUAUGGGUCUUGCGGCUAUCAUUUUCGCCAAUGUUGUCGACGGAUUCAGACCACAGCUCUCUCUGUACGCCUAUCAGUUUGGUGGCCAGCUUGUUCCUGUCUUCGCCGUGAUGAUGAUCGAAGGACUACGGGUUGGGAAUAGGCAUAACUGCUUUUAUUAUACCAUUCUCUGGGGGUAUGCGAUGCAAAUAUUCGGCUACGCCACUGUGAUGCCCCUGUACUGCGGGCUCCAUCUGUUAUCAUCGCCAGUUGCUUUAAACAACCCGCAAGCUGUCAGGCCGCUCUACUUGGCACCGUUGUACUCGAAAGCCAUCAUUCCAGCGUUUGGCUUGGGCUAUGGAUUGCUCACGUUUCUGUUCGCAUAUCCGUUCGAAUCUGGCAAUACGCGCCAGUGGUUCUGCGCAAUCUGGCAGGGAUUCCCAACUUAUGUUGUUGGCACCCAAUAUCUCCUGGCAGCGUUGACAUCGUCUCCCAGAAUCCGCAAACCAAAAAAUCGACAUGAGCGUCAUUGUAUCGAGGCACUGUCGCAGGCUUACAACUUUGCCUUCAAUGUCGGGGCUGCUACUCAACUAUUCACUCUUGCUGUAAUUGGUCUCGCGAAAAUCUCCCCGAGCGUGCUUCCUCAUAUAUUUCGGAAUCUCAGUUUCCGCAAUGUCUUCAAGCCUGGCCCCUUUUUCUCCAUGCAGCCCAUGAUAUCAAUGGCAGCUGAAAUGCACAGCUUCUUAUUAUAUGAUCAAUAUUGUGGCUCGGUGGCUGCUAUCAUCUGGAGCUCAACGCUUUACAUCUCGGCACACAGGACAUCACUUACGAAAUGGAAGGAUUAUGCACGUCUAGGUGGAAAUAUACUGCGGUGGAGUGCUAUUGGUGGGCCAGGAGGUGCCAUGGUACGACUGCUACAGCAACGCGACGAGAAGGUUUUAUCCGGUAUUGCUGCAGAUGAAAGCACGAAGGAGAGAUAA